Molecule: messenger RNA, 522 nt
Organism: Porites lobata
Lineage: Eukaryota; Metazoa; Cnidaria; Anthozoa; Scleractinia; Poritidae
Source: the annotation of a GenBank genome assembly
AGUAGUUAUGAGCCAAGCAAAGACAAAACUAGCUACAAGUUUUAUAAAAAUCUGCUGCAUAGGGUGCUACAAACAGAAGAUUUAGAUUGUAAAGAAAAUGUAAUCAUUGAAGGGGACUUCAACUGUCCUCUUAACCCUAAACUGGAUAACAAAGGUAGCGCUAUGGUAGAAAAAUGGUUAUAGAUGAUAUUGAAUGUUGGACCUUGUAGAUGUCUGGAGAGUUAAAACUUCACAAUCUAGACGUUACACUUGGAGUAUUGGCUGAUAUCAAACAACUUGCAAGAUUUCGUAAACACAACCGAUAUCAUCCCAGCCAUUCAAAAUGAUCAUGCAGCAAUUGAGUUGAAUCUAACCGAGUCUAAUCACCACUCAAAGAGGCCCGGGUUCUGGAAAAUGAACGUCUCUCUUCUCGAAGAUCCAAAUAUUCUGAAAGAAUUAAGACAAAAUAUUCCAGUGUCGAAAACAACAAGUAGUGAUAUUUUAUCAGAUAAAAGGUACAUCUGGGAUUGGCUUUUACAAUAA